ACAUAAGACAGUCCACGGUUCUAAUUUGCUGCAAGUGUUUGUUGUUGACUUCGAAGCUUCUUCAAAGUCUUGUUAAAUUCAGUAUGGCAAAGUCUGUGAAAGCUGGAAUCAAUAUGGCUGGUUUUAUGAAAAAGUGGUUCACGCCUUCCACUGUAUGGUAUAAUCAAUUGGGAUCAAAACUGACCCUCUUGAGUGUUGAUGAAGAUAAGGGAAGCUUCAUUGGAAAAUAUUAUUCAGCCGUUGGUAAUGCAGAGAACGAGUAUGAUCUUUCUGGUCGUUAUGAUACGGAUGGGAGAACACUAGGAUGGGUUGUAUCGUACAAAAAUUCCUGUCACAACGCUCAUUCUACGUGUGCCUGGUCCGGACAAAUUGAAUUCGCGGAAGACACGAUGGAAAAUCCGAUUAUACUAACAACAUGGCUUUUGACGCGUCAGACAACUCCCGAUAAAGACUGGGACUCAACCGAGGUUGGCUUUGAUAAUUUUUCUACUUUUCAGCCAAGCGAAGACGACAUCCGUCUGGCAAAACUGCGGAAGCAGAGGAGUCAUCCGUGAUUCUGCAUAGUGAUUCUGCAUAGGGUCAGUGCGUGAAAAUUCAACAAGCAGCGAGGUUAGCUAUGUUGGUGAAAUUCACUUUAGACUUAGGAGUUAUCUUAUGAUUUAAGCUACUCUCGAAUUAUGUACAAACAUUGAAAUUUUCAUGAAAAUGGAUGAAUAAAUUGAUAUUUAAAACA
Messenger RNA from Xenia sp. Carnegie-2017, 733 nucleotides. Its product is annotated as streptavidin-V2-like. Gene Ontology annotation, molecular function: biotin binding. The record is from RefSeq and is a predicted model, not a curated record. The transcript has 2 exons. The coding region runs from base 84 to 554 and encodes 156 amino acids. Lineage: Eukaryota; Metazoa; Cnidaria; Anthozoa; Malacalcyonacea; Xeniidae.